AUGUCUAUUAACCCUGUGGUAGUGGCUGCCAAUUGUGAAUGUGGCUAUUCUGUCAAUACCACCUCCUCACAACACGAAGUGUUUACCGACCUGAUUGAAUCGGACUUCCUUACUAUCCAAGAUAUUUCAGCCGACACGGAUUGGGAAAUUCAACGAUAUUGGACACCCUAUGAUCCCUCUUCUGGGUAUUACGGAGAGAACUUCACCGCGGCCAACGUGGUGUCCAACCCCCUCAAGUACAACUAUACUCUUGAGAAUCCGACCACGAGUCAACUUGGCGGCGAUGCCGGCCUGCAACUCUGGGUUCGCAGCGACAUUCAAUCCAACGGUCUUGUUCCUUGCGGACAGGUCAAGACGGUUCGCGAUGAUAUCCAAUACGGCUCAUUUCGCACCUCAAUGAAAUUGACUUCGGUCAAUGGAACCUGCAGUGCUUUUUUCUCCUAUUAUAAUGAUACCCAAGAGAUUGACAUGGAGCUCCUUUCUCGCCAAUACGCCAACUAUACCCUCUCCGACUCAGACCCCUCGUCCCCCGUCAACUUAGUCUUUCACUCCGUCCAGUCCAUCAUCGAUGGUUAUCAACUCCCCAACACCUCCACAUACGGCCGUCCGGUCCUCCCAGUCGCCCUCACGGACGAGUACCACGAAUACCGCUUUGAUUGGAUGCCGAAUCGAGUUUCAUUCUACUUCGAUGGCAAAUGGCUCUGGGAUCUUGUAACCGAUGUGCCAUCUUGGCGCACUGCCAUCCUCCUCAGCCACUGGAGUAACGGUGCUUCCGGGUGGACCCAGGGUCCCCCGGCAGAGGACGCCGUCAUGACAGUCAGCUACUUCAAGGCCUAUUUCAACAGCAGCGACUCGCAGCGCACUUCUGACUAUCAGAAUCGUUGUAAAGAUCCUUCCGCUGCGAACGCCAUAUGCGUUAUUCCCAACCAGACGGUCGCACCGGGUGAGGCGGCGGCGCAGAAUGGGUCGGCCUCGACGUUUUUCUUUUCGCAGCAUGCGAAUAUGACUUCGAAUCAGACUAUUUACACUGGGGAGAAUAAGGCUAUGGGUCUCGCGCCCGAAAUGGUGGCGGGCAUGCCGUUGUGGUGUGUGGGAGUUGGAAUCAUUGUGUUGAGAAACUGGUUCAGUCUAUGA
This is a messenger RNA of Penicillium atrosanguineum, 1134 nucleotides long. Its product is annotated as glycoside hydrolase family 16 protein. The record is from RefSeq and is a predicted model, not a curated record. The transcript is spliced from 2 exons. Gene Ontology annotation, molecular function: hydrolase activity, hydrolyzing O-glycosyl compounds. The coding region runs from base 1 to 1134 and encodes 377 amino acids. Gene Ontology annotation, biological process: carbohydrate metabolic process. NCBI's taxonomy places the organism in Eukaryota, Fungi, Ascomycota, Eurotiomycetes, Eurotiales, Aspergillaceae.